AGUAGAGAAAACGAAGGGGUCAACCAAUGUGAACCGGCUUCGCGAUAUGUUGCGAUUAAUAAUUUGACUUUGACCGCGUUAAUUAUAGUUUGUAACUUAACAGCGUUCUAGGGAACGAAAUAUUUACCAAUAUAAAAUGUUUCUUAUUCUGUUUUUUGCAUAAUAUAUAUUCCCGUUAGUGAAAUUUUUGGAACAAAUUAUUUGUUGUAUUUAAUACUUGAACUUUUAUUUAUUUAGGAAUGCAUAAAUUGUUUUUUAGAAUUUUAAGCGAUGUUUCAAAAAGAACUUUUUCUACGAAGAUAUCAGUACCAGUGGCAAAGGAGGAUGUGAAAUUACCAACCGUUCUCACAGAUUUGUUUGGAAGAAAUCAUACUUAUUUAAGAAUUUCUUUAACGGAAAAAUGCAAUUUGAGAUGUAAAUAUUGUAUGCCAGCCGAAGGUGUUAAACUAACAGAAAAUUCUAAAUUAUUAACCACAGAUGAGGUACUGAAAAUAGCCGAACUUUUUGUAAAAGAAGGAGUGACAAAAAUUAGAUUAACAGGAGGAGAACCUACAAUUAGAAGGGAUUUAGUUGAUAUUAUUUACAAUUUAAAAAAAAUUGAUGGACUUCAGAUCGUCGCAAUGACUACAAACGGUUUAGUUUUGACUAAACAAUUGGUAUCUUUACAAAAAGCCGGUUUAGAUAUUUUAAAUGUUAGUUUAGAUACUUUGAAACCAGAAAGGUAUGAAGUUAUGGCACGGAGAAAAGGAUGGCAGAGAGUAAUGAUGGGUAUUGAUUUGGCAUUCCAAUUAGGGUACAAUCCUGUUAAAAUUAAUUGCGUAAUGAUGAAAGAUUUCAACGAUGAUGAAAUAUGUGAUUUUGUGGAACUUACUAGAGAUAAAAAUUUUGAUGUUAGGUUCAUUGAAUAUAUGCCCUUUACUGGUAAUAAGUGGGAUGUUAAAAAAAUGGUGUCUUACAAGGAUAUGGUUAAUAAAAUACGUCAAAAAUGGCCGGAUUUUUCACCUUUGGAAAAUAAUCCAAACGACACAUCUAAAGCUUGGAAAGUUCCGGGAUACGAAGGUCAAAUAGGUUUUAUAACUUCAAUGAGCGACCACUUUUGUGGUUCUUGUAAUAGGUUAAGAAUUACGGCUGACGGUAAUUUAAAAGUUUGUCUUUUUGGUAAUACUGAAGUGUCUUUACGAGACGCAAUUAGAAAUAAAUGUUCCGACGAUGAUUUAACUGCUCUUAUUAGCGCAGCUGUCAAAAGAAAGAAAAAACAACACGCAGAUUCCAAAAUCAACAUGUUUUUGCCUCGCAAUAAAUUGUCGCACCUUUUCCCGCGCGUUACGUCGUACCAAUCCAAAAGACACUGUUCCACCAAACACACCGACGAAGAAGAACUGUCGCACGUCGAUAAACGCGGUAAAAUCCACAUGGUGGACGUCGCCGGUAAAAACGUAACUCAACGUUACGCGACCGCCUCGGCGGUAGUUAAAGUAGGUCCUCGUAUCACUCAAUUGAUCCUCGAAAAUUCCACGAAGAAAGGAGACGUUUUAACGCUAGCGGAAAUAGCGGGAAUCACCGGGGCCAAGAAGACGUCCGAAAUCAUACCGCUUUGUCACAAUAUCGUUUUAUCCAGCGUCAAAGUGACCGCUCAUCUUAACAAAGAAAAAGAAACUGUCGAGAUACAGGCUCAGGUGCAUUGCGAAGGCAAAACCGGUGUCGAAAUGGAAGCGAUGACCGCCGUUAGUGUUGCGGCUUUAACAGUUUACGAUAUGUGUAAAGCUGUUAGCAAAAGCAUCGUUAUAUCGGAUAUACAUCUAUUGAAUAAAAAGGGGGGCAAAAGCGGGGAUUAUGGUGCCGAGGUAUUCGAAUUGAGGGAUUAUAAUAGAAAACCGACGACCGGUGUUUUUUCUCCGACCGUGGGAGUUGUUUAAUACGCCGUUUCUUUCGAAAUCUAUCAUUCCAUUUGUAAAUAGUUUAAUUUGAUCGUUAAAAAUCAAGAAUUAGGCGUCAUUAGGAUAAGAAUUUUAAAUAUGAAACGUCCUCGAGUAUUUUAUUCACUUCAACCGUACUGUUAAUGCUAUUCUGACCGAAAAAGUGGUAAAAGAUCUAAAAGGACUAAGGACAAAACGUUUUUUUAUGAUUCUACAUUUCUUGGAGACCACACAGACAAAUCUAGCUUGAAAAAUUGAAGACAAAUCGUCUCAUCGGUGAGUUCUCAUUCUAUUUCUUCGGUAUAGAAGUCUUCCCUUGGAGAGAAAUAGUCGCUCCGGUGAAUUUUCAUUCUAUUUCUUCAAUAUGGAGUCUUCCCUUGGAGAGAAAUCGUCGCACCGGUGAAUUUUCAUUCUAUUUCUUCAAUAUGGAGUCUUUCCUUGAAGAUAAAUCGUCGCACCGGUGAAUUUUCAUUCUAUUUCUUCAAUUUGGAGUCUUCCCUUGGAGAGAAAUCGUCGCACCGGUGAAUUUUCAUUCUAUUUCUUCGAUAUGGAGUCUUCCCUUGGAGAGAAAUAGUCGCUCCAAUGAGUCCUCAUUAUGUUUCUUUGGUAUGGAAGUUUUGGCUUGAUCAUCAGUUUUUAUAUUGUGUCUUGUGGUUCAAAAAAUCUCCGAAAAAGAGGCUCAAAUAAUGGUGGAUGUUACUAAUUCUUCGAAAUAGAUCACGUUAUCUAAUCCAAUCGCUAGCUGAAGAAAAGUAGUUCCGACAAAUUAAUUAAAUCUCCAAUUUUAUUCCAAGAAUGCUGAUCGAAAGAUUUGUCUUUAUGUUUUAAGUCUGUUAUUCACGAAUUUAAAUUUUAUAAUUCAGCUGUUGGGUUACAAGCAGUGAAUCCCAUCUCUAUACUUCAUUUUUUAAUUUAUGGAUGUGGAAAUUUCCAAAUUUAGGCUUGAAAUCUGUAUAUUUUGAUAAUGUCCUAUUUUCUACUGUAUGGAUAUUUCCAUAUUUAUUGUUAUUGACAAAAAUUCGAGUCGAAAGUCCCAUCUCUAACUUUCAAGAGCAGUUAUUUCCGGGUUAAAAGAGAUCCAAGUGGAAAUUCCCAUCUCUAUACUGGAAAAAUGUUACUUUUAUAGUUACAAACAAGUAACUAUAAAAAUCACAUCUCUAUACACUUGAUAGAGGUGAAUUUGAAAGUUUUGUUUGAAUAUACACUAAAAAAAAAAAAAAGAUUUUUUCCUACAUGAUAUCGAGCGAAAUAAAUUUCAUGUUUUCCCUUCUCUUUAAAUAAUCAAUUUUGUAGUUUCGGGUACGGUCAGGGGUAUCUGACUCACUACAAACUUCACUUUUUCACUUGAAACAAAUAACUUAAAUUCCAAGUGCCUUUUAGAUAACGAUAACAAGUUGAAAAUGAUUACUUAUAGAAAAAAAAGAUCACAAAUAAUAAAGUUUAUAAUUGUUAACAUAUUUUUUAUUGGAAUUGUUUAUAAAAUAUUUUUUUAGUGUAAAUAUAAAUUCUAUUAACUAAA
This is a messenger RNA of Diorhabda sublineata, 3435 nucleotides long. RefSeq names its product molybdenum cofactor biosynthesis protein 1 (gene Mocs1). NCBI's taxonomy places the organism in Eukaryota, Metazoa, Arthropoda, Insecta, Coleoptera, Chrysomelidae. Gene Ontology annotation, molecular function: cyclic pyranopterin monophosphate synthase activity; metal ion binding; 4 iron, 4 sulfur cluster binding. The record is from RefSeq and is a predicted model, not a curated record. Gene Ontology annotation, biological process: Mo-molybdopterin cofactor biosynthetic process. Bases 240 to 1916 code for a protein of 558 amino acids. The transcript is spliced from 7 exons.